Molecule: messenger RNA, 1407 nt
Organism: Candida albicans SC5314
Lineage: Eukaryota; Fungi; Ascomycota; Pichiomycetes; Serinales; Debaryomycetaceae
Gene: LIP1
Product: Lip1p
Exons: 1
Coding region: 1-1407 (468 amino acids)
Biological process (GO): lipid catabolic process
Molecular function (GO): triacylglycerol lipase activity
Source: RefSeq, a predicted model, not a curated record
AUGAGAGGUAUUGCUGUUUUCCUUGCUUUCAUAUCAUUAAUAUUUGCCUCCCCCUUGACUGUAAAGUCACCCCUUGUGGACGACUUCUAUACUGCUCCUGAUGGGUAUGAGUCAGCUAAAUUGGGAGAAAUCUUAAAGUUGAGAAAAACUCCCAGUAAACUCAGUAGUAUGUUUUUUGAGAUCGAUAUUAAGAACUCCUGGCAGCUUUUAGUUAGAUCUGAAGAUUCAUUUGGAAAUGCAACAGCAAUUGUUACCACAGUUAUCGAACCAUACAACGCUGACCCAUCCAAAGUCCUUUCUUAUCAAACUUUUGAAGAUUCUGCAAAUAUUGAAUGUUCACCUUCUUACGGUAUGCAAUAUGGUGCCCCUUGGUCAACUGUGGCUACUCAAAUUGAUAUGGCUUUAAUGGUACCUAUGUUGAAGCAAGGUUAUUACGUUGUCAGUCCUGAUUAUGAGGGACCAAAAUCCACAUUUACUGUUGGUAGACAAUCUGGGAAAGCCACUUUAGAUUCCAUUAGAGCUAUUCUAAAAUCCAACAAAUUCACUGGGAUCAAGAGUGAUGCAAAAGUCGCCAUGUGGGGAUACUCUGGUGGUUCAUUAGCUUCUGGUUGGGCUGCUGCAUUACAACCUAAGUAUGCUCCAGAAUUGAAGAAAAAUUUGAUUGGUGCUGCCCUUGGUGGGUUUGUCACUAAUAUUACUGCCACUGCCGAAGCAACCGAUGGUACAUUAUUUGCGGGAUUGGUUCCAAAUGCCUUGAGUGGGUUAGCUAAUGAGUAUCCCGAAUUCAAAGAAAUACUUUACCAAAAAGUCUCCAAAGCUGCUACUGACAAUUUGCGUCAAGGUACUGAACAUUGUAUUGGAGGUGCUAUUCUUUACUUUGCUGAAGACCAAUACUUCACUGGCGAUGAUAGAGCUUUCCCUGGAGGUUAUGGAUUACUUAAAGAAGAGGUGGUGAACAAGACUAUUCUGGAAAACAAUUUGAUGCAAAUGGAUAAAGAUUAUUUACCAGAUAUUCCAAUUUUUGUAUACCAUGGUGCAUUGGAUUCCAUUGUUCCAAUCAGUAACGUCCAUGUCACUUAUAAAAAUUGGUGUGAUUGGGGGAUCAACUCAUUUGAAUUUUCUGAGGAUUUAUUAAAUGGCCAUAUCACCGAAACUAUUGUUGGGGCCCCGGCAGCUAUAACAUGGUUAGAAGCAAGAUUUGACGGUGAACCAGUCGUCAAGGGAUGCAAAAAGACUUCCAGAAUCACCAACUUUUCUUAUCCAAACAUUUCUGAUUCUACUAGUAGUAUCUUCGAAGGGAUUCUCAAUUCUGUUACUGGUUCCGAAUUGGGUCCAGGUGUCACCUCUGAUAACAUAACGUUGGAUGGAUUAACCGGAUUCUUGGGGAACUUUAUUGACUUAAAAUAG